This is a messenger RNA of Poecilia reticulata (guppy), 3261 nucleotides long. RefSeq names its product anoctamin-7-like. Gene Ontology annotation, cellular component: plasma membrane. Lineage: Eukaryota; Metazoa; Chordata; Actinopteri; Cyprinodontiformes; Poeciliidae. Gene Ontology annotation, molecular function: chloride channel activity; protein dimerization activity. Gene Ontology annotation, biological process: chloride transmembrane transport; calcium activated phospholipid scrambling. The record is from RefSeq and is a predicted model, not a curated record.
CCAAUGGCAACAGUGGCGGCGGCGUCUUCACAGUUUGCUUGCCGGGGCAGUUGCUGGUCAAGUGGAUGUAGUUAGAAAACAUGAGCAGAGCGCCAGAGAGCGGACAGCCAACCGCUGUUCAGUGUUGGACGAAGACACCGCCUACUAAAAUGAGGAAAAGUCAAAUUCAGCAAGCAUCGAUUCUUAACAGGAACGUGUUCAGAGACAGAAAGACUCGAAUUGAUUUUGUCCUGGUGUGGGAGGAGCUUCGGGGUGUUAAUGAGAAUGGCGCCGCCACCGCCGCCCAGAGGAAGUGGAGGGAACAGUUUCUGAGGAGACUGAAACAAGUAGGCCUGCUGUUGGAGCAGAGGGAGGUCCACAAGGCGAAGAAGAGGAUCCACUUCAUCCUCCUCAGCGCCCCCUGGAGUGUCCUCUGCUACUACGCCGAGGAGAUCAAUCUCAAAGUCCCGCUGGAGGUGGUCACCGUUCCAAUCACUAACUGGUCCGAAAAGUUCCUGUCCAAGUUGUCCCUCCCCAACCCUCUGUCCCAGAACGUCCCCAACCCACCGCUGGAAUACUACACCUGUCAGUUCAGGACCAACAAGCUGGGGAGGUUCCUGGGAAGCGGUGACAAGGACACGUUCUUUAAGACCACCCAGAGGCACCAAGUGCUGUAUGAGAUCCUGGCCAGAACUCCGUACGGUUGUGUGAAACGGGGCGAGGUGGGCAUCGACCGGCUGAUCAGUGAGGAAGUCUUCACGGCAGCGUACCCACUGCACGAGGGGAACUACAAGAUGCCGGACAACCCAGUGUCCCCCCAGUCUUUAGAACUGAGGCAGAUCCUGCAUGAGUACUGGUCCAAGUGGUCCUGCUGGAGACGCUACCAACCUCUUUAUCACAUAAGAGCAUACUUUGGGGAGAAGAUAGCUCUCUACUUUGCGUGGAUCGGUUUCUACACUGCCUGGCUGCUGCCUGCAUCUGUGGUUGGGACUCUGAUCUUCCUGUUGGGUUUUGCAGAUUUGCUCUCUGACGUCUCAGCGAAGGAGGUGUGUGAGAGCGAAGACGCUUUCAUCAUGUGUCCUCUCUGCGACAUCUGCUCCACCUGGAACUAUUCCAGCAUCUGCAUCACCUAUAAGGCGGGUCUCCUGUUUGACAACUGGGGGACAGUGUUUUUCAGUCUCUUCAUGUCUUUGUGGGCCGUCACCUUCCUGGAGUACUGGAGGCGAACUUCUUCGAUUCUUACCCACCGCUGGGGCUGCUCUGAGUUCGAGGACAUUGAGGAGCGUCCGCGUCCAGAGUUCUCGGCCAUGGCGCCGAUGACCACGAGGAACACAAUCACCGGGGCUGAGGAACCUUACUUUCCUGAGAAUAAACGCUUCCACAGAACUGCCACUGGAUGCAUGGUCAUCGUCAUCAUGAUUUGUGUGGUCCCGAUGUUCCUCAUUGCCAUUAUUUUGUACCGUACCAUCCUCAGAGUCGUCCUCUACAAGUCAACUCCUACUGACAGCGCCUCUGCUGGGACAAUAGCCAGCAUUUCAGCAUCAGUGCUGAACCUGAUCAUUAUCCUUACAUUGUCCAGAAUUUACACCUCGCUGGCCGGCAUCCUCACACGCUGGGAAAUGCAUCGCACUCAAACCAAAUAUGAAGACAUGUUCAUCCUCAAAGUUUUCAUAUUCCAGUUUGUGAACUUCUACUCAACUCCAAUCUACAUCGCCUUCUUCAAAGGCAGGUUCGUCGGUUACCCUGGAAUGUACAACACUCUGUUUGGCAUUCGCAAUGAAGAAUGUGGAGCCGGCGGGUGUCUUAUUGACCUGGCUCAGGAGCUGCUGGUCAUCAUGGUGGGAAAGCAGUUGAUCAACAACGUCCAUGAAUUCAUCUCUCCGAAGGUUCAGGCGUGGUGGCAGAGAAGCAAAAUCCGUACUCCACAGAAGGCAGGGACUCAGACGAUGAGGGACGUUUCCCCCUGGGAGGCAGAUUACGAGCUGCUGGUCUGUGAGGGACUCUUCGGUGAAUAUCUGGAGAUGGUGCUUCAGUUUGGUUUCAUCACCAUCUUUGUGGCGGCGUGUCCUCUCGCUCCUCUCUUCGCUCUCAUGAACAACUGGGUGGAAAUCCGUUUGGACGCUCAGAAGUAUGUGAAGGAAUUUCGCCGCCCGGUGGUGGAGCGAGCUCAGGRCAUCGGCAUCUGGUUUCASAUCCUGCRGUUCAUCUCACACRUGGCCGUCAUCAGCAACGCUUUUCUCAUUGCCUUCACCUCGUCCUUUGUGCCUCGGCUGUACUACCGUUACACCAGAGAUAGCACCCUGAGAGGCUUCGUUAACUUCACCCUGGCAACUGCCCCACUCAGCCACAACUCCACCUGCAAGUAUAGAGGUUUCAGGGAUGAUAACGGUGAAUAUCUGCCGGCGUACUUUCACCUCAUUGCUAUACGACUUGGCUUCGUCGUCAUCUUUGAGCAUGUGGUCUUCUUCAUCGGCCGACUGAUUGACCUGACGGUUUCUGACAUCCCAGAGGAGGUGGAGCUUAAGAUGAAGAGGGAGCACUACAUGGCGAAACAGGCACUGGCUGAGAAUAAGGCUUUAGGGACAGCCAUGACACCGAAUGAUAAGGAUGUUGUGUCAGGUCAUCGUGGAUCCAAAUAUAAUACGAUCACUGCGUAGCAUUACCAACAAAUCUGAACACGAUCCCAGAGAAAACGGAUCCAGCUGACCUGAAGCCCGACUGCAUCAGAACUGACCGGUUCAUGUGGAGGUUUUACAGCCUGCAGAGCGGGGCUCCUUCUGGACUUUUACUGGACUUAUUUAAAAUAAUUUAGCUUUCCAACUUGUCAUAGAACAGUGUGCCGGUGAAGUGUCUUCCUACCUUUACCUUCUGAAACCGGAAUCAGAGUAACUCUGACCGACCCAGAGCUGAAAGCUUCUCAGGAACUUCCACAAACAGAGGCUUGAAGUAGAACCACUGAAAAUGAAAAUGUCUUUUCUUCUGCUGCUGCAGGGAGCUAAAGCUUAUUCCAAGGGGCUUAUGAUGUACCAUAAUAUUUAGAACAACCUCCAUCCAGCACAGGCAUUCUGGAUGUGGAAACUUAAAUUAGGCUUCGCUUAGGCUAUGAAUGUUUGUGUUUUGGUCACUUGCAGAGAUAUAAAUUAAUCUGCUUUUGGAGCAGUAGAUUAUUUCCAUUUCUUCCAGCUGCUCAACUGUUGGUCAAUUAAUGUAGAUUUUUAAAAGUAUUUUAAGUUUAGCUCAUUUCAAAGCAACAACAACUUGUCUUAGUGAGGAAAAAGUAAA